CUAUCUGUUUGUGAUCGAUGAAAGGUUGGAUGAAUACGAUGCCCAUGUUCAGCCAAAUUCUGAGAUGGAUGAAAAAACCAAAGGUACUGAGACUACUAUGUCUCGCUUCAACUGUUGUUGGACUGAUCUGUUAUGGACUCAGUUCGUUUCUAAACCAUUUGCUCGGAAACUGGAGCUGCUGGAAGAUGUUUCUUUAUAUUGUUUUCAGUUUCGUUGUUUGCCUUGCCGUAUUGUUCGCACCGGCAAGGUCGAGCUCCACCUCUCUCCGGUUGGAAGCUCAUUUGGCAUUUUUGGUUCUAAUGCUCACUUCUAAUUUGCAUUACACUUUAAUAGAUAACGUGGUGAAGGGUAAACCUGAUGCAUACAGUCUCAUCUCUUGUGCUGCUUUUGCUACCAUGUCACUUAGCUUGUCAAAUCUCAGUCAAUUUGGAUUCCAAAUUGAUCUACUCUAUUUCUUCUGCGGAGCUCUAACAAUACAACUCAUGAAGAUCAGAUUGUGGUUAGUCAUUGUUGGAGCAGGUUUCACUUAUUCCCUCCUCCAGCUUCGUGACUAUCCGAGUGACACACCAGAGGAGAAUCUUCAGCCCGACGAAGAAAAUCAACUCUUAAUCAUUGAAGUUGAUGACACAGAGAGUGAUGCACAACAAGCUAAUUUUGAUGUUGAUAGUACUGUAGGUAGUUCACCAGAAGAUGAGGAUCUUAUAUUUCGAGACCAUCUACUCACUCAAAGCGAUUCACAUCCGGAAGAUGCUGGUCUUAUCAUUCAACAACAAUUCAUGAAUUGUAUAAAAGAGCUUGAGAAGGAGAAUCAGAGGCUUUUUCCCAUAGUUGGUAGCCACGUCGAAAACUACAUUAAAGCCGUGUUUGACUCGAAAGAAGUAUCAGAUCCUAACGUCAACUUGGUGAUGGAUUUACUUCCAUUGGGAAUUAUGAGGCGCCUUAAGGAAAACGUGAAGCUGAUGGUGGAUGCAGGUUUCAUGGACGAAUGCAUCGACAUUUACAGCAAAUCGCGAAAAGCGUUUGUAGAACAGUGUCUACGGCCACUUGGGUUGCAAUUUCAAACGCCCAACAAGGACGUUGAAAAGUGGUCAAAAACGUGGAAGGCUGUUGGGAAGAUACUGUUUCCCAAUGAAAUGAGACUCUGCAGUUACAUCUUUUCAGGGAUACAUGAUGCUGCGGGUGUCUCCGCAGUCGAGAAAGUUUGCAAGAAAAUUUCGACUGAUCUACUGAGUUUUACCGAUACCACCAUAACAGCUGAUAACUAUUUGCCUAAUCUUUUGUCUUACAUCGUUCCUAAAGUGUCGGAGUCAUUGGGCGAGCUGACACGAGAGUUAAUCUCACCGACUUCGGUUCACGAAUCGUCUAUUGUUGAUGACAUUAAAGAUGUUCGGCUAAGUUUGGGUAUGCUAAACCAGUCGAGGGAUAGUAUUCACCCUAAUAAUGAUGAUAUUAAAGACGUUCGGCAAAGAUUGGCUAUGGUAAACAAGAUUGGGGGGAAUAUUCUUUACCCCAAUAAGGAGAAGGCAGGUCUGAUAGGUGGAGGGUUCCAUUUAGUUACUGAUUUGCUGAAGAAGAAGAUACGGAAAUUAUAGUAUUUGUUUUGGACAUUUAAUAAUUACUAUUGAAUUGUAUUUGU
This is a messenger RNA of Vigna umbellata (rice bean), 1636 nucleotides long. The record is from RefSeq and is a predicted model, not a curated record. NCBI's taxonomy places the organism in Eukaryota, Viridiplantae, Streptophyta, Magnoliopsida, Fabales, Fabaceae.